CUACACCAGAUCGUCUUAUAUAUUUGUGCCACUCAUAGCAGAUCAUGUCGCAGAACAAUCUCAAUUACAUCGUCGACCCCAUUAAUGAUGACAUCGCAUCCUCACAAACUAUUUAUGUGAUGCAACCAAGUCCAAGCCCAACAACACCUUCUUUGGAUAGUGCAACGUCGUCGGCAAUUCAAUCAGUAAUCAUCGUCGCAUGUCAAAAGGCUGUUGAAAAGGUGGAGGAAAAAAAUAAGCUAAUAUUGUUACGCCUAACAGAAAACGUUGAGGGGCUGCGCAAAGAAAUCAUUGAUCUUAAAAAAGCGGUAUCACAUAAUAACGCUACUAUUAUACCAAGCAAGCCGUAUGCUAAUAUUGAAGACUUCCUCAAUUUUGAGAAAACUAUUCUGGAAGAUAUAGAUAAAUUUUCCUUGCUGAAGGCAGAUCUAAAAAGAUUGUCAACAUCAUCCAAUUCGAGAAAAUUUGUUACGAAAGCGUAGCAGAAGAUUAUGACUGACAACGUUGCUGAGAGCUUUUCCUGGUGAGGAACUGCAGAUAAGAAGUGCAUUAGGGCCUUCACUGUCGCCACUGCUAUUCAUCAAACUUUCGCUGAAAAUGGAGGCAAGGAAGAGGACUUUGUGUUUGCCUCUAAGUCAUAUUUCCAGUCCAGUCCAAAAAAUCGUAUUAAAAAU
Messenger RNA from Bactrocera tryoni, 674 nucleotides. RefSeq lists its product as uncharacterized. The coding region runs from base 45 to 482 and encodes 145 amino acids. Lineage: Eukaryota; Metazoa; Arthropoda; Insecta; Diptera; Tephritidae. The record is from RefSeq and is a predicted model, not a curated record. The transcript has 4 exons.